This is a messenger RNA of Castor canadensis (American beaver), 4956 nucleotides long. Its product is annotated as RIMS-binding protein 3A-like. NCBI's taxonomy places the organism in Eukaryota, Metazoa, Chordata, Mammalia, Rodentia, Castoridae. The record is from RefSeq and is a predicted model, not a curated record. Gene Ontology annotation, cellular component: manchette; nucleus. Gene Ontology annotation, molecular function: benzodiazepine receptor binding. Gene Ontology annotation, biological process: spermatid development; fertilization.
ACCCCCCCACUCAGGGAGCGCCGGAAGGGGCGCGCUGGGCGGUUGGCCGCGGCCGGGGCGGCGGCCGUUGACUAACUGUGGCCUGCCAGGCAAGAUCAGGCGUCUGGCCGGACUGCGGCCACAAUGACCAAGGACUCGCCUACCCCUUUGGGUGGCGGCCGCGUGUCGCCCAAGAAGCCAGGCAGCCCGGGCCCAGCGGCAGCAGUGCUGGAGGAACAGCGACGGGAGCUGGAGAAGCUGCGGGCGGAGCUGGAGGCCGAGCGCGCGCGCGGGCGGGCCGAACGACGGCGCUUCACCGCCCAGGCGCGCCAGUUGAGGGAGUCCGCAGAGCAGGAGCGGCAGCAGCUGGCUGACCAUCUGCGCUCCAAGUGGGAGGCGCAGCGCUUCCGGGAGAUGCGGCAACUGCAGGAGAAGGUGCAGCGAGAGCGCGAGGCCGAGAUCCGGCAGCUGCUGCGCUGGAAGGAGGCCGAACUGCGGCAGCUGCAGCAGAUGCUGCACCGUGAGCGCGACGGUGUGGUGCGCCAGGCCCGAGAGCUGCAGCGCCAGCUGGCCCAAGAACUGGUGAACCGCGGUUACUGCGGCCGCGCGGAGGCGCCGGAGACCUCUGCCACUCAAUGCCACUGUCGCCUGCAACAAGUACUGGCGCAGCUUCGCUGGGAGACCGACAGCGAACAGGCCGCGCGCAUCCGCCACCUGCAGGCGGCGUUACACUUGCAGCGUCAACUCUUUCUCAAGUACAUCCUGGAGCACUUUCGCUGGCAACCCGCUUUGCCGGAACACCCAGACCCCCAGGCCGUGCAUUCCUCGGAAGAGCGACUCCCCGAAAUCCGGAGCAGUGCUCGUCGCACCCCAAAGCCCGCCUGUCGACUCGGAUCCCUAGACAGCCUGAGCACUGGCGUCCGCGUUCGCUCCCGUUCUCUGGAUCUGGUGCCCGCGUCAUGCUCCAGCUCUCCAGACGACCUGCUCCCCACGCGUGCCAGCUCCCUUGAUUCCUUGACAACAGCGCGUUCUUGCUCGCUCAACAGCACACUGAGUUGUCCCAAGGCCUCCGAAUCCGAGGUGCGGGCCUCCCCAACAGAUGUCUCCAUCCCAGGCUCUCCUAGUCCCCCGCUGCCGCUCCUACCACCGUCGGCUCAUAGGAAACCUAGCGAUCCGCGGGGAGGAGAAGGCUCCGGGAACCAGCCCUGCGAAGCUCUGACCCCCGCGCCACUAGGCCUGGACUACCACGAACUGCUGAAGCAAAAUUCGGAGCUGGCUGAAGCGUUGCAGGUGCUGUCGCGCCGGUGUUCUGCUUUGCGCGAGGAGAACAUGCAGCUCCGGCGCGCAGGCUUCUCCGACGAGGCAGUUGAGAAGGUGAAGCGGCUCAAGGUAAAGCAUGCUGAACUAACAGGCCUGGCGCGGCGCCUGGAGGACCGGGCCCGCAAGCUGCAGGAAACCAAUCUGCGGGCAGUGAGUGCGCCCGUACCCGGUGAGAGCCACGCCGACCUGGAGCUGUGCCAGGCCUUUGCCCGCCAGCGCGCCCAGGACUUGUCAGAACAGGCUACUGCACUGUUGGCCAAGGACAAACAGAUCGAAGAACUUCGGAGGGAAUGCCACCUGCUGCAGGCUCGCGUUGCCACGGCUCUCGGCAGCACCUCGCAUCCUGGAGGGGGCGCCCCCAGCGCGCAGUGGCUCAACAUCAGCGACUUGGACCGGCUGCAGCGCGAAUCCCAGCGCGAAGUGUUGCGCUUGCAAAGGCAAUUGACACUGCAGCAAUCCAAGGGUGGCGCCGGGCGUGAGGCUGGCAGCCGCAGCUCACCUUGCGAGGAGGUGCAACAGCAGGUGCAAGAGCUGGAGUGCGAGCUGGGUGCGCGGCGGCGUGAAUGCGAGUUGCUGGGCGCUCAGGCGGCAGCAGCACAGCGGCGCGUGGAGGAAGCUGAAGCACAGCUGCAGGCAGCGCUGCUCAAGGGCGCCUGGCUGGCGGAGGAGAACGCACGGCUGCAGGCACAGGCCAACUGGAUCCCGAAGGUGGCAGGGGAGAACAGCGACGUGCGCAGGCAGCUGAGUCGCACGUGCCAGGAGGGCCUGUUGGCGGAGCAGCUGCUGCAGCAGGCAGAGAGUGGGCAAGACAGGCAGCAGCAGCUGCAGCACUACCUGCAGAAGGCCCUGAGCGACCUCCAGGCUGCCCGGAAGGAGAUGCAGGCGUUGCAAUGUCAACCUGGCCACCCUUUGCAGCAGCCAUCGGAGAUCAUCCAAACCCCAGAGUUCCAAGCCAGUGGCAGUGGAAGGUCCAAGUUCAAGCCAGGACAGGAAGACCAUGCACUGUCACUGCCCAGCAGGGACAAACAGCCUUCUGUUUGUCUCUCCCAGCAAGAAAGUCCAGUUGCCCUUAGUGAACCAGACAGUGCCCCUAGAGUGUCAGACAGGGUCUCUCCCAGCGAGCCUUUGGACUCCAGGCCCCAGGCCAAGAAAACCAGCUCCCAGUCGAACUCCUCGUCAGAGGUGGAGUCCGUAUGGGUUACAGUGCCAUCUUGCCUUACUCUGGACGUGGACACAGCCAGUGAGGUAGAUGAUCUUGAGUCAGACAGUGUGUCCACUCCCCUGGAAGUAAAGGACUCUGAGGCUCCUGCUACCCCCAAGUUCAAGGUCUUCCUGGCUAGGUAUAGCUACAAUCCAUUUGAGGGACCCAAUGAGCAUCCUGAGAGUGAGCUGCCCCUCACAGCUGGGGAUUAUGUGUAUGUCUUUGGGGACAUGGAUGACGAUGGCUUCUAUGAAGGGGAGCUUGAGGAUGGCCGUAGGGGAAUGGUGCCAUCCAACUUAGUGGAACAGGUUCCAGACAGCCCCAUGUUAGGCUGCCUGCCCUCCAAGUCCCCUGACCUUAGCCCCACUUCACUACCUGCUGGACAGAACCAAGCCUUGAAGGAAAACAGCUUAUCACUUGGAAAAGCUCAGGCAUCAGUGGAUAGAGGGCCAUACCAGAUUGUAAGGUUGGGCUCUGAGACAGAAGUGGCGGUAGAGAUCUUGGAGACUAAGAAAGAAGCCUGCUGGGUGGGGUCACCACAGAGUGUGGGGGAACAGGGCUUCUCCAGUCCAUUUCUAGGGGCCAGAGGAGUGCUCUGUGUGGCCCCCAUGCAACUACACCUGCAGAGCGUUGCGGCUACAUCUGCUGAGAUCACCUGGGUUCAUGGCAGCAGCGGACACCCCCAUAUGGUGUACCUUAAUGACCAGGAACAUGCCCUGACCCCAUCAGGUGUGAGCUGCUACACUUUCCAAGGUCUACAUCCUGGCACACGAUACCAGGUGAGGGUGGAAGUGCAGCUGCCUAGGGACUUGCUGCAGGUGUGGGAAACAAUGUCCUCCACCAUCACCUUUGACACACCCUUAGCAGGACCCCCUGACCCCCCACUGGAUGUACUAGUAGAGCACCAUGCCUCUCUAGGCUUCCUGGUGGUCAGCUGGCUUCCUGUGACCAUUGACUCAGCUGGGUCCUCCAAUGGAGUACAGGUCACAGGCUAUGCAGUGUAUAUGCAUGGGCUCAAGGUUGCAGAGGUCACUGAUGCCACUGCUGGGAGCACCCUGUUGGAAUUGUCCCAGCUCCAGGUGCCCCUCACAUGCCAGAAGCUCUCAGUGAGAACCAUGUCGCUCUAUGGUGAGUCCCUAGAUUCAGUGCCAGCUCAGAUCCCUGAGGACUGCUUCACCUGUCACCCAUUACUGGAGACUCCUCCCUUUAGCUAUACCUGCAGUGACCUGUCCACCUGUAGAGUCACCUUCCCUGUCUGUCAUCAGAAGCUGACACAGGCUUCUCUGAGUACUCACACUCCUGGAAACUGUGGGAAACCUCAGGCCAAGUUUCUAGAAGCAUUCCCUGAAGAACCCCCAAGGAGGCAGUCUCUAGUGUCCAGCUUAAGCUCAGAAAGGACUGGCAACCAAGCCCAGGGGUCCACAGAGGCCUGGAAAGACUGCAAAAAGGACCUGCCUUUUCAGAAGAGUCCCCAGAACCACAGGCCACCUCUGCCCACUGGCCAGUCUGGGGUGGAAGAAAGCCACUACCAGCAUAUGAGCACCAACAGAAGCCCUGCCCCAGGAUUCAUCCAUUUGUCCCCUGAGUGUGGGGCCAGGAAAGAGCCACAUCAGGAGAAGUCUGCCUUUGAGAAGGCCCUCAAGCAGCAAGGCACCAGCCUGCAUCAUGCGGCUGACUUCGGUAACGUUUUGGAGGAGGAGGAGGCAGUUUGCUUGGGUCCUUGGCAUACAAGGAAGCCAGAGCAGAAAAAGAAACUGAGGCCCCAGAGCAGACGAGGAAAAGCUUUGGGGGGCAAGAGAGAGUGCCAGCUCUGUGAGCCCACCUCAACACUAUGUCAAGCUCCUUCCAGCAAAGUUGUUAAGAUGCCCAGGGGUGGCUCCCUGAAGUUGAGGACAGAGGCCAACACUCCCUCCAGAGUCUUUGUGGCCCUCUUUGAUUAUAAUCCCCUGGUGAUGUCUGCCAACCCCAGGGGUGCAGAGGAGGAGCUGGCCUUCCAGAAAGGGCAGUUGCUGAGAGUGUGGGGCUCUCAGGACCCCCAUGGCUUCUACCAUGGCGAGUGCAAUGGACAAGUGGGUAACAUUCCUGGGCACCUUGUGGUGGAGGUGGGCACAGAGCAGACUGACGGGAGUUGGUGUUUGUCAGAACAAGGGCAUCUUCCCUCUGUUGCCCACCUUGAGGACUUUGAGUGUCUUACCAGCACCCAGGGAUCCAUUCUCAUGCCCCAAGGGACAUCUACACCAUGGACUCCAAAGACAAUGGUGGCAGCUCUGGACUAUGAUCCCAGGGAUGGGAGAUUAGGGAGCCGGGCAAAGGGCAAGCUGGUGCUGAGGGCAGGAGACGUGGUUACUGUGUAUGGGCCUGUAGAUGCUAAGGGAUUCUAUUACGGUGAGUCUAGUGGCCACAGGGGCCUUGUCCCUGCCCAUCUGCUGGAUGACUUGUCUGUCCAUGCGGAGUGA